AUGAGCAACAACGACAACCAUGACGACAAUCUACAACUAUUCGACUGGCUAUUGACGAAUCCAAUGGUGGACAUGACGACGACGACCUUGCCGGUCAACAAUGUUCCAGUGAAUGAAGCUCUUGGAAACGUCAACUCCUUUCAAGCCUUGUUCGAUAGUCCUUUACCUCAAGCCAUGUCUUUAUCUCCACUUCAAGUCAUUCCUCCUCAACAGCAAACAACGAAUGGAUUAACGAUGAAUGCCCUGACACAAUCUACCUUCAAUACGCCACCAUCAACCACUAUUCCAGCCAUUCAUAAUACGUCUUGUAACCAAUCGAUGUCAUCAGCAAGUCCUGAUGGAAGAGGCAGCAGUAACAGUGGGGGAAGUUUGUCCGAAGAACAUGUACAACAAGGCCAUGAUGAAAAGGCAUCUGAUAAACGACAACAAGAAGACCAGGAUGAUCAUCCAUCAGAAUCCGAGCUCAAGAAGAUGACUUCAAAGGAAAGGAGACAGCUACGAAACAAGAUCUCCGCACGAAAGUUUAGGAGUCGUAAGAAAGAAUACGUUACUACAUUGGAGAAUGAUUUGCAACACCAAAAGCAUGAGAACGAGCGAUUGAAUCUUGAGGUGUCGUUUAUCCGUGCGAAUGCUGACAAGUUACAAAAAGAGAGAGAUGACCUGAAGCUUCAACUUGCAUUGUGCCGAGAAAAGAACAGAGAACUUAUGCGAAGACUUGACAAGGGAGGAUCAUCAUCAGCAUCGAGACCACCAGAGAAGAACAAUGACGACAAUCGAACGUCAUCAUCACCAUCAUCGUCAUCCAGUGGACCUAAUGCACCAAAUACAUCACAUCAAAACACCAAUUCAUUGUCUGAGAACAACAAGAUGCAUUCUUUGGAAAAGUCGUUACCUAUUGAAGCUGCUGUUACCAACGCCACCAACAUUGCUCCACCUUCACCUCCAUCAUCACCCCAACAUCAUACACAUCCCUCAUCAAAACCAUAUCAACGAGAUAUCAUCGUGCAUAACGAAAACGACAACAACAAUAACAUAUCAUCACUACGCAGCAAUCCAUCCUUGGUGGCAGCUCUGAUAUGGACGUUGCUAGGUUACAGCAUGACUAUAUUAGCAUCUCAAGAUAAUGCUUACUACGACCGAUCACUACCGCCAGCACCUUCAUCAAUAGAAGAUACCAUUCGAUCAGAGACAAAGUAUUCAAGAAUGCAUUCGAAAUCCAAUAUGAGAAGACCUGGAUCGAUGACGGGAUCAAAGCGGCUCAUGGGGAAGGAUCAACAAGAACGACAAUGUACAAUUUUGGAGCCAUCUUCAGCGAUUCAUCCACGUUUAGUCCACAACCAUCAAAGCAUAUAUCAACAUUCGCAUCAUGCAUAUACAAGAAGCUCAAGUUUAGUGACAUGA
Molecule: messenger RNA, 1401 nt
Organism: Lichtheimia ornata
Lineage: Eukaryota; Fungi; Mucoromycota; Mucoromycetes; Mucorales; Lichtheimiaceae
Exons: 2
Coding region: 1-1401 (466 amino acids)
Cellular component (GO): RNA polymerase II transcription regulator complex
Molecular function (GO): transcription cis-regulatory region binding; DNA-binding transcription activator activity, RNA polymerase II-specific
Source: RefSeq, a predicted model, not a curated record